This is a messenger RNA of Melanotaenia boesemani (Boeseman's rainbowfish), 2174 nucleotides long. RefSeq names its product histidine ammonia-lyase-like. Bases 252 to 2138 code for a protein of 628 amino acids. The transcript has 20 exons. Lineage: Eukaryota; Metazoa; Chordata; Actinopteri; Atheriniformes; Melanotaeniidae. The record is from RefSeq and is a predicted model, not a curated record. Gene Ontology annotation, biological process: L-histidine catabolic process. Gene Ontology annotation, cellular component: cytoplasm. Gene Ontology annotation, molecular function: histidine ammonia-lyase activity.
AUUCUUCAGCAUACUUCGGAUAUGUAUGUAUGUUUUACCAACUAAGCUACAAAGAAUUAUGUAUGACCCUCAGUCUGAAAUUAAAGAUUAACAACAUGUUAGAGCAUCAAUGAAACUUUAAAGAAGACGUUAAUGAGUCAAAGAUGGCCUAAGUCAAUGUUUGAAUCCAGCCAAAACCAGGUAGAUACAGUGGAAAGACAUCUUAGAGAAAAUAUCAGUGCAGCAGCCUCACAGCUUAUGGAGUCCCUCUGAUGUCUGUCUUCUCAAUGCGUAGUGUGUCUGUGUGUGUUCUGGGUGAGUGGCUCAGGGUGCCCACCAGUGGUCCUUCAGUUUCCAUCCAGUCGCUGGGGGAUGAGGCCCUGCGACGCUACUACUGGACCAAGAGGCUGGAGCCUGGAGAUAAACAGAUAGGAUUUAGUAUGCGAAGGUGUCAAGGUGGAGAGCUCCUCCACCCUGAAGACCAGGUAAAGGAUGUUCUGGAGGACGAUGACUUUGUGCAGUUGGUCUUUGCAGCAGAUUGUAACACAGAUGUUUCUUCUUCACUGGAGAGGGCGGAGCAUUUUGCUUAUAAAAAGCCCAAAGAGUACCUUUUCCUGGAUGGCAACAAUCUGACCACAGCUGAUCUGGUCAGCUUGGGUCAAGGUUUGUUCAAGAUAAAGUUAACCCAAGAGGCCCAGGAGAGAGUAGCAAAGGGCAGAGAGGUCAUUGACACUAUCAUAAGAGACAAAAAGGUUACUUAUGGAAUCAACACUGGAUUUGGAAAGUUUGCGCGCACAUUCAUCCCGAGUGAACAACUAGUGCAGCUGCAGGAGAAUGUGGUUCGCUCUCAUUGUGCUGGAGUGGGUGCCCCAUUGAGCGCUACAAGAACACGCAUGCUUCUGGCACUGAGGAUCAAUGUCCUGGCUAAAGGACACAGUGGAAUCUCCAUGGAAACAAUUAAUGCUAUGAUAAAGGCUUUCAAUGCAUCCUGUUUGUCGUGGGUACCGGAGAAAGGUACAGUGGGAGCGAGUGGAGACUUAGCCCCCCUGGCUCACCUCGCCCUAGGCCUGAUGGGGGAAGGCAGGAUGUGGUCACCACAAAGCGGCUGGGCUGAUGCUAAGAUUGUGCUGGAGGGCCAUGGGUUAAACCCUCUGGUGCUCAAACCAAAAGAGGGAAUUGCUCUGAUUAACGGGACUCAGCUGAUAACGUCUCUGGGUGCCGAGGCUGUUGAGAGAGCUCUAUCUAUUGCCAGACAAGCCGACAUCAUCGCUGCCUUGACUUUGGAGGCCCUAAGAGGCACCACAAAGGCCUUCCAUGGAGCUAUCCACGCUGUGCGACCUCACCCUGGCCAGACAGAGGUGGCCGGGAGGCUUCGAUCUCUUCUUGACUCUGAAGUCUUCCCCUCUCAGAUCUCAGAGAGUCAUAGAUCAUGCAGUCGAGUUCAGGAUGCUUACACCCUGCGCUGCAUCCCACAGGUUCAUGGGGUGGUGAAUGACACUAUUGCUUUUGUGCAGAAAGUGAUUACCACGGAGCUAAACAGUGCCACGGACAACCCUCUGGUAUUUGCAGAAUUAGGAGAGACUAUUUCUGGUGGAAAUUUCCAUGGAGAGUAUCCAGCCAAGGCCCUGGACUACCUGGCUAUUGGUGUGCACGAGCUGGCCAGUAUGAGUGAGAGGAGGAUCGAGAGGCUGGUGAACCCUGCCCUGAGUGAACUACCUGCCUUCCUUGUCAAAGACGGAGGGCUGAACUCUGGCUUCAUGAUCGCCCACUGCACUGCUGCUGCCUUAGUGUCGGAGAGUAAGGCUCUGUGCCACCCAUCCUCCGUUGACUCCCUGUCUACCAGUGCAGCAACAGAAGACCACGUCUCUAUGGGAGGCUGGGCUGCUCGUAAAGCUCUGACAGUAGUGGAGCAUGUAGAACAAGUGCUGGCUAUAGAGCUGCUGGCUGCCUGUCAGGCUCUGGAGUUCCUGCGUCCUCUAAGCACCACCACCCCUCUGGAGAAGGUCUAUGAGCUGCUGCGCUCCGUGGUCAGGCCCUGGGACAGAGACCGCAUCAUGAGUCCAGAUAUAGAAGCUGCUCACACACUCGUGAAACAGCAAAAGGUCUGGAGGACAGUUCAGCCUUACAUGGAUGAAUACAGGAAGAAGAUGCAAACAUAAAGAGACCCAAGCGGCAAAUACUCAACUUUUACCAAC